GUGUGUCGGGUGUGACGUAGGUGUGUCUGACAGCGGAAUGAGGAGCAGACAGAUGCUGAGGAGGAGGAGGUGAAGGAGGAGAAGGAGGACACUUACCGAGGAGUAGGACGCACACCGAGGAGCGUGACGGUGGACUGUGAGUCAUUUGAGUACGAGCGGCGGCGUUGGUGAGCAGCGUGGAUGAGCAGAGAUGUCCGUGUCGACACAGCUGGGUCUGCUGCUGUGGAAGAACUUCACCUACAGACGACGACAGACGCUUCAGCUCCUGGCUGAGAUUGUCUGGCCGCUCUUCAUCUUCUUCAUCCUGAUCACCGUGCGGCUGAGCUACCCGCCGUACGAACAGCAUGAAUGUCAUUUUCCUAACAAGGCGAUGCCAUCAGCCGGAACACUGCCCUGGAUCCAGGGAAUCAUCUGCAACGCCAACAACCCCUGUUUCAGACACUCGACGCCGGGCGAGUCUCCAGGUGUCGUCGGCAACUUCAACGACUCCAUAAUUUCCCGUCUUUUUUCUGAUGUAAAGAAGAUUCUCCUGUACAGUCAGAAUGACAAGAACCUGGAGGGGUUUAAGGAGCUGAAUCAGGCUCUGCACGCUCUGCAGAACAGCCGAUCAGGCUUCAAGUUAAAGCACUUCCUGCGACACAAUGAGACGCUGACCACCUUUCUGCUCCAGAACGCCUCCUUCCCCGAACAUGCCGUGGAGCAGAUUGUGAACGCCCGCGUGCACUUGGACAAGGUUCUCCUCAAAGGUUUCGGCACCCACCUGAGAGACAUGUGUCCCCAGAAAGGAGGUCAGCACAACCUGGAGGACUUUGUUGGCAUUGUGGAUCCUCAAGUUUCGGCUCUGGUCCAGGAAGUCAUCUGUCAGGCUCCACCCACUUGGCUUGACCACGCAGAGCAGCACUUCUUGAGCAACCUGGACUUCUUCAAACCAAUACAGAGGGACAUGAGGUCUGAUCCUGAAGCCGUCAAACGAGUCAUCAAAGCCACCAACAACCUCCUGGAAAGUCUGGGCUUACUGGCAGUCGAGUUGGCCAGUAUGAAGAGUUGGAUCGACCUGCGUAACGAGAUCAUCUUCCUGACGCAGAACGCCACAUCGUCGCCCAGCGUUCUGUACCAGGCUGUCUCCAGGAUUGUGUGUGGUCACCCUGAAGGAGGUGGACUCCAGAUUAAAUCCCUAAACUGGUAUGAGGACAGCAACUACAAGGCACUGUUUGGAAACUACAACAGCAGUGAGGAUGAGACGCUUUCUCUCUAUGACAACACGUCCACUCCAUAUUGCAACGGCCUGGUGAAGAGCAUGGACUCUAACCCCUUGUCCAGGAUGAUCUGGCAGGCUGCUAAACCUCUGCUGAUGGGAAAGAUCCUGUACACUCCCCACACGCCCGCCACACAGAAGGUCAUCCACGAGGUAAAUCGAACGUUCCAGGAGCUUGGGGUUUUCAGGGACCUGGGUGACAUGUGGGAAGAGAUGAGACCCAAAGUCUGGAACUUCAUGGAAAACAGUGAGAAGAUGGAUCUCAUCAGGAUGCUGCUCAAGAACAACAUCACCGCCAGUUUAUUCAGUGUUCAGCUGGCCGGCACGGACUGGACAGUCGCUGAUAUUUCCAACUUCCUGUCAAAGACGUCAGAGGAACAGUGGUCUCCAGAUGGCACCAUCACCUGGAGGGACGUUUUUAAUGAGACCGACCAAGCCAUCAUGGGCAUCUCUCGCUUCAUGGAGUGUGUCAACCUGGACAAGCUGGAGCCGGUGUCCACAGAGGAGCGACUGGUCAACCAGUCCAUGGUGCUUCUGGAGGACAGGAAGUUCUGGGCAGGGAUUGUUUUCCCAGACGUCACCCCAAACUCCACCAAGCUGCCCAACAAGCUCAACUACAAGAUCCGAAUGGACAUCGACAACGUGGAGCGGACCAACAAGAUCAAAGAUGCGUACUGGGAUCCAGGUCCUCGUGCUGACCCGUUUGAGGAUAUGCGGUAUGUGUGGGGUGGAUUCUCCUACCUGCAAGAUGUUAUUGAGCAAGGCAUCAUUAGAGCAGUGACAGGCACCAAGGAGAAGACAGGCGUCUACAUCCAGCAGAUGCCGUAUCCUUGCUAUGUAGACGACAUUUUUCUUCGUGUCAUGAGUCGCUCAAUGCCACUCUUCAUGACUCUGGCCUGGAUGUACUCGGUAGCGAUAAUUUUGAAGAGUGUUGUGUACGAGAAGGAGGCGCGGCUUAAGGAGACCAUGAGGAUCAUGGGAUUGGACAACGGCAUCCUGUGGUUCAGCUGGUUCAUCAGUAGCCUGAUCCCACUCCUCAUCAGCGCCGCCCUGCUGGUGGUGGUGCUCAAGAACGGAAACCUGCUGCCCUACAGUGACCCCGGCGUGGUCUUCCUUUUCCUAGGAUCCUUUGCCGUGGUGACAAUCAUGCAGUGCUUCCUCAUGAGUACAGCGUUUGCUCGUGCAAAUCUGGCCGCCGCCUGCGGGGGGAUUAUUUACUUUACACUCUACCUGCCCUACGUGCUCUGCGUGGCCUGGCAGGACUACAUCGGCUUUGGGACCAAAAUCUUUGCUAGCCUCCUGUCUCCUGUGGCCUUUGGGUUCGGCUGUGAGUACUUCGCUCUGUUUGAGGAACAGGGUGUCGGCAUCCAAUGGAAGAACCUGGUGUCCAGCCCUCUGGAGGAGGAUGACUUCAGCCUCCGCACAGCCAUCAUCAUCAUGUAUGUGGACGCCUUCCUGUACGGAGUCCUGACCUGGUACAUCGAGGCUGUGUUUCCUGGUCAGUACGGGAUUCCUCGGCCCUGGUAUUUUCCCUUCACAAAGUCCUACUGGCUCGGAGAGAAAGAUGAAAAGUCCAGCAAAUUCCUGUUGAGCCGGAGAAGAAACCCAGGAGCCGUUUGCAUGGAGGAGGAGCCGGCCCACCUGGAGCCCGGCGUCUACAUUGAGAACUUAGUGAAGGUUUACCGCCACGGCAAGAAGCUGGCAGUGGAUGGCCUGACGCUUGGCUUCUAUGAGGGACAGAUCACCUCUUUCCUGGGACACAACGGAGCUGGUAAAACCACAACCAUGUCCAUCCUGACGGGUUUGUUCCCUCCCACCUCGGGCACCGCCUACAUUCUGGGCAAAGACAUCAGGUCGGAGCUGAACACGAUUCGGCAGAGUCUGGGUGUCUGUCCGCAACACAACGUUCUCUUCAGCAUGCUGACUGUGGAGGAGCACAUCUGGUUCUACGGCCGGCUGAAAGGCCUGUCAGAGGAGCAGGUGAAGAAUGAGAUCGAGCAGAUCCUGCAGGACACCGGCCUGCCUCACAAACGCAAGUCCAAGACCAGCACCCUAUCUGGCGGCAUGCAGCGGAAGCUGUCUGUGGCACUGGCGUUUGUCGGGGGGUCAAGGGUUGUUAUACUUGAUGAACCCACUGCUGGUGUCGACCCCUUUGCCCGCAGAGGGAUCUGGGAUUUGCUGCUGAAGUACCGGCAGGGUCGGACUAUCAUCCUGUCCACGCACCACAUGGACGAGGCGGACAUUCUCGGUGACCGUAUUGCCAUCAUUUCUCACGGGAAACUUUGCUGUGUGGGCUCGUCGCUGUACCUGAAGAACCAGCUGGGGACUGGGUACUACCUGACGCUAGUGAAGAAGGAACCAGAGCCAUCGCUUAGCUCUUGCAGGAACUCAUCCAGUACCGUCUCCUUCACCAAGAAGGAGGAGGAGGAUUGCGCCUCAGUGAGCAGCAGUGAUGCCGGCUUGGGCAGCGAACAUGAAAAGAACGGCCCGGCGGCGUCCAUCUGCGGUAUUCCCUUGGUGCCUCCAGACAUCUCGGUCAUCUCCAGUCUGAUCCUGUGUCACGUCCCUGCUGCCCGCCUGGUGGAGGACCUUGGCCAUGAGCUCACCUACGUCCUGCCCUACAGUGCCGCAAAGGACGGCGCCUUCGUGGCACUCUUCAAGGACUUGGAUAUCAAGCUGUCGGACAUGGGGAUCUCAAGCUAUGGUGUGUCAGACACCACGCUGGAGGAGAUUUUCCUGAAAGUGGCGGAAGACAAUGGCGUUGACAGUGAAGUCCCCUCUGACGGCACUCUGCCAGUGCAGCGGCGGCGGCGGACUCAUGCAUUUGGUGGAGGAGAAACUCAGAGCUGCCUGCGACCUCUGACCGAAGACGAUAACAAUGACUGCAAUGACUCGGAUGGAGACCCGGAGUGCCGGGAGACAGAUUGGCUGAACUGUACGGACGGUAAAGGUUCCUAUCAAGUGAAGGGGUGGAGCCUGAUGCGGCAGCAGUUUGUGGCGCUGAUGUGGAAACGGCUUCUGUACGCUCGGCGCUCCAGGAAAGGCUUCUUCGCUCAGAUUGUUCUUCCUGCUGUGUUUGUUUGCAUUGCUCUGGUCUUCAGUCUCAUUGUCCCACCGUUUGGAAAAUAUCCAAGUCUGGAGCUUCAGCCUUGGAUGUAUGAAGACCAGGUCACCUUCAUCAGUGAUGAUGCUCCAACAGACGCCAACAUGCAGAAGUUGUUGAAUUCUUUUCUGGACUCUCCAGGAUUUGGGACUCGAUGCAUGGAAGGGCAGCCAAUACUAGACGUUCCCUGUACAAUGGGAGAUGAGGACUGGCACAUUCCAGAGGUCCCAGAAAGUGUCCAGCAGCUCCUCAGUGCCAGGAAUUGGACCAUGGAUGAUCCAUCUCCUGCCUGCUUCUGUAGCUGUGACGGUGAGAAGAGGAUGCUCCCCGACUGUCCUGCUGGAGCUGGAGGUCUGCCGCCACCUGAGAUGAAGCUCAGCGCCACAGACACUCUGCAGAACCUGACAGGACGAAACAUCUCCGACUACCUAGUGAAAACCUACGCACAGAUCAUCGGCAAGAGUUUGAAGAACAAAGUUUGGGUGAAUGAAUUCAGAUACGGUGGUUUCUCAUUGGGCGCCAGGAGCACUCAGGUCCUCCCACCAGCCAAUGAGAUCGAUGAUGCCAUUGAACGCGUCAGGAAGAUUUUUGAUUUGGAGAAGGGGGCCGCUGCAGACAGAUUUCUGGACAGUCUGUCGAGCUUCAUUAAUGGUCUGGACACCAAGAACAACGUGAAGAUCUGGUUCAACAACAAGGGCUGGCACAGCAUCGGUGCCUUCAUCAACGUUAUGAAUAACGGCAUCCUGCGAGCCAACCUUCCCCGAGGUGAAGACCCCGCAAAGUAUGGAAUCAGCGCCUUCAACCACCCGCUCAAUCUGACCAAGGAGCAGCUGUCCCAGGUGGCGCUGGUAACAACCUCUGUUGAUGUGUUGGUCUCCAUCUGCGUCAUCUUUGCCAUGUCCUUUGUCCCGGCGAGCUUUGUGGUCUUCCUGAUCCAGGAGCGGGUCAGCAAAGCCAAACACAUGCACUUCAUCAGUGGCGUGCAGCCGCUGCUCUACUGGUGCGCCAACUUUAUGUGGGACAUGUGUAACUACAUCGUCCCGGCGAUACUGGUCAUCCUGAUCUUUGUGUGCUUCCAACAAAAAGCCUACGUGUCGUCCAGCAACCUGCCAGUUCUGGCCUUGCUGCUGCUGCUCUACGGCUGGUCCAUCACGCCGCUCAUGUAUCCGGCUUCCUUCUUCUUCAAGAUCCCCAGUACGGCGUACGUCGUCCUCACCAGCGUCAACAUCCUUAUCGGCAUCAACGGAAGCAUCUCCACUUUCGUCAUAGAGCUGUUUGGAAACAACGAAAUUGGAGGAAUCAACGACAUCCUGAAGAACAUUCUGCUCAUCUUUCCUCACUUCUGUCUGGGCCGUGGGCUCAUCGACAUGGUGAAGAACCAGGCGAUGGCUGACGCCCUGGAGAGAUUCGGUGAGGUCCGGUUCCGCUCUCCUCUGGAAUGGGACAUGGUGGGAAAGAAUCUCUUUGCCAUGGCGGUGGAGGGCGUGGUCUUCUUCAUCAUCACCGUCCUCAUCCAGUACCGCUUCUGCAUCAAGCCCAAGCCGGUCAGUAAACUGACCAAACUGGGUCCAGUCGGCGAGGAGGACGAGGACGUGGCCAGAGAGCGGCAGAGGAUCGUGCAUGGACUCGGACACGGAGACAUCCUGGAGCUCCGCCAGCUCACCAAGGUGUUUAAGAGGAACCAGAAGCCGGCGGUGGACCAGCUAUGUGUUGGGAUUCCUCCUGGAGAGUGUUUUGGGCUGCUUGGCGUUAACGGAGCCGGGAAGACAACGACCUUCAAGAUGCUGACUGGAGACACGAUGGUGACCAGUGGAGAGGCCUUCCUGGCUGGGAAGAGCAUUCUUCGGGAGAUCAACGAGGUUCAUCAGAGCAUGGGUUACUGUCCUCAGUUUGAUGCUGUUAACGAGCUGCUGACAGGCCGCGAGCACCUGGAGUUGUACGCCAUCCUGCGCGGCGUUCCUGAGAAAGAAGUCUGUGAUGUGGCAGAGUGGGGGAUCAGGAAACUUGGUUUGGUGAAGUAUGCGGACAAGGCUGCAGGAAGUUACAGCGGAGGAAACAUGAGGAAACUUUCCACCGCCAUUGCGCUGAUCGGAGCUCCGCCCGUCGUGUUUCUGGAUGAGCCGACCACAGGCAUGGACCCCAAAGCUCGUCGGGCGCUCUGGAACUGCAUCCAUGGUGUCAUUAAGGAGGGCCGGUCCGUGGUGCUCACCUCACAUAGCAUGGAGGAGUGUGAGGCGCUAUGCACCAGGAUGGCCAUCAUGGUGAAUGGCAGGUUCCGAUGUCUCGGGAGUGUACAACACCUGAAGAACAGGUUUGGUGAUGGUUAUACCAUCAUCUUGCGAGUGGCGGGACCAGACCCCGACCUCCUGCCGGUGAUGAAGUUCAUUGAGAGUGAGCUGCCGGGCAGCACGCUGAAGGAGAAACAUCGAAAUAUGCUGCAGUACCAGCUGCCCUCACUGCUGACCUCACUUGCCCACAUCUUCUCCAUCCUUGCCAAGAACAAAGACCUGCUGCAGAUUGAAGACUAUUCAGUCACCCAGACCACUCUAGACCAGGUCUUUGUGAACUUCGCCAAGGACCAGAGUGAUGACUACCACUCCAAAGACACUUCAGUGCGACGGAAAGAUGUCACUGUCAACAUCCCGUUGCUCGGCUCCGGUCAGGGUGCUGCGGGGUUGGACAGUCUGAAAGAGAGCGUGAUGUGAGGUGGCUGAAGGCUUCAGCCUGCUCCUGCUAGUAUUGUAAUACUGUUUUUAAUUAUUCAGUGGGCGGAGUCACCCCUGCUGCUGUGGCGCUGACAGGACACCAUGUUGCCAGUCAAUGCAAAAGAUUCCCAGUGGAGGUUCGUUGCGGCAUACAGACUGCCUCUCACCGGCUGCCGCCCAGGCCAGACUAAGUGUUAAAACCUAUCUUGAACAACCGUCACGCGUUCCUCCAACACCACGCUGCUGCAGCGUCCUGGAUGCAUCGCUGAAGUGGAGGCAGGUUUUUUGCUUGUUUUUGUUUAUUGAACUGGAACCUGCACAGGAACAAUUCAGGGUCAAUUCUAUUUCUGUGGUUUGACUGGACGAGCUGAAUGACAGCAUGAAGAAUCACAAGGG
Messenger RNA from Thalassophryne amazonica, 7459 nucleotides. RefSeq names its product ATP-binding cassette, sub-family A (ABC1), member 1B (gene abca1b). The coding region runs from base 191 to 7063 and encodes 2290 amino acids. Gene Ontology annotation, cellular component: intracellular membrane-bounded organelle; membrane. Gene Ontology annotation, biological process: lipid transport; transmembrane transport. Lineage: Eukaryota; Metazoa; Chordata; Actinopteri; Batrachoidiformes; Batrachoididae. The transcript is spliced from 49 exons. The record is from RefSeq and is a predicted model, not a curated record. Gene Ontology annotation, molecular function: ATP hydrolysis activity; ABC-type transporter activity; ATP binding.